AUUGAAUAAAAUUCAUAAUUAUUAUAUUAAAAUUUUUUUAUAAAGUCUAUUAAAUAUGAAAUUCUACACCGCUUUAAUUGUGGCUAUUUAUUUAGCAAUUGAUAUCGUCAAAGCGGAUAAUGUGACCCAAUAUGGCGAGCAAAUUGUGGAUGAUGAGAUCGCACGGUACGCCCUGUCCCUAAUCCUACCGGUCGGGGACAUUAUGCGAAAAGCCGAGGCCGAGUACCUGCCCCAGGGGCUAACGGUGCCCAUCAUGUUAUACGAGGAUAUAUUCGCGUUUGUGAGGCAAAUGCUACCAUGGGUAUUUAGUCAGUUCAAAGCCAUGCCAGUGGAUACCGCGGCCAACUUCCUCGAGCACCACACCGUCGUCCAGAAGUUUAUGGGCGAAGUGAACGGUUAUAGCCAUUUGUCCAAACGGUUGGCCCUUUUAAGGAGCGGCAAACGGUUUAAGAUCACCGGAACUGAAGACAAUCUGAUCAAUAGGUUGAAGGACGAGGAGAAGACCAUAUAUGGGGCACUGGACUACAUAAAAGGAUUUUGGCAGAUGGAGUUCCCCAGACUCUACUCAGCCAUUGGCAAUUUACCUACGAGUGAGCUCAGAUCCAAAAACAUCCAGUUGCUACUGAUGGACAUGGUUCUACUUCACCAGGCACCACUAUAAACAACAUUGUUAUAAAAUCAAUAUUUGCGCUUAGCUAAUUUAAAUUUUAAAAUUUUUCAAACUAAAAUGUUCAUGUUAGGAUUUCAGUAUUUUUCUUUGUUAAAGCACCUUCAACUAUAUUAUUAAUUUUGGUAAUUUACCAUUUUUAUUACGUAUUCUAAAUUGUAUUGUUGAUCUUAC
Messenger RNA from Oppiella nova, 841 nucleotides. The record is from the annotation of a GenBank genome assembly. NCBI's taxonomy places the organism in Eukaryota, Metazoa, Arthropoda, Arachnida, Sarcoptiformes, Oppiidae.